Messenger RNA from Staurois parvus, 339 nucleotides. Lineage: Eukaryota; Metazoa; Chordata; Amphibia; Anura; Ranidae. The record is from the annotation of a GenBank genome assembly.
CCCAGCAGUGCGCCCACCUGUGCCCAGCAAUGCACCCACCUGUGCCCAACAGUGCGCCCAAUGUGCCCAGCAAUGCACCCACCAGUGCCCACCUGUGCCCACCAGUGCCACCCACCAGUGCCCAUCAGUGCAGCCCAGCAGUGCUGCCAGUCAGUGCCACCAGUCAGUGCCCAGCGGUUGUGCCAGUCAUCAGUGCCACCUAUCAGUGCUGUCUAUCAGUACCCAUUAUCAGUGUCGCCUAUCAGUGCCACCUAUCUGUGACACCUCAUUAGUGCUGCCCAUCAGUGCCACCCAUCAAUGAUGCCCAGCAGUGCCGCCGGUCAGUGCCGUCUGUCAGUG